GGGUUAAUCCAUCAUCAUCGUUGACGGUUUGACGCUACCUUUCGUCUUCAUUGAUUCUCUGAUUUCCUCCGGUAGCUCGCAGCUCGGAACCCGCCAAUGACGAAGUUCCAGUAAAAUCUCGUUAUUUGUCAUUCUCCAGAAUGCGCUCGAAGGACCGGAUAUCUUACUUCUACGAUGGAGAUGUGGGCAGUGUUUAUUUUGGCCCAAAUCAUCCGAUGAAGCCACAUCGUCUUUGUAUGACACACCAUCUUGUCCUCUCAUAUGAGCUCCACAAGAAGAUGGAAAUAUAUCGGCCUCACAAGGCAUACCCUGUCGAGCUUGCUCAGUUCCAUUCAGAAGAUUACAUUGAGUUCUUGCACCGGAUAACUCCUGAAACUCAACAUCUGUUCACCAAUGAACUGGAAAAAUAUAAUCUUGGAGAUGAUUGCCCAGUUUUUGACAACUUGUUUGAGUUCUGUCAAAUUUAUGCAGGAGGAACAAUAGAUGCUGCACGCAGAUUGAAUAAUCAACUUUGUGACAUUGCCAUAAACUGGGCUGGUGGUCUACACCAUGCAAAGAAGUGUGGAGCAUCUGGUUUUUGUUACAUGAAUGACUUAGUCUUGGGUAUUCUGGAACUUCUUAAAUAUCAUGCACGGGUUCUAUAUAUUGAUAUUGAUGUGCAUCAUGGUGAUGGAGUUGAAGAAGCAUUCUAUUUCACUGACAGGGUGAUGACUGUUAGUUUUCACAAAUAUGGGGACAAAUUCUUUCCUGGAACAGGUGAUGUUAAGGAAAUAGGAGAAAGAGAAGGAAAGUACUAUGCUAUAAAUGUCCCACUGAAGGAUGGAAUAGAUGAUUCAAGCUUCACUCGACUCUUUAAAACAAUUAUUGCCAAGGUUGUUGAAACAUAUCUACCAGGUGUUAUUGUUCUUCAAUGUGGAGCUGAUUCACUUGCUGGAGACCGCUUAGGCUGCUUCAAUCUCUCCAUUGAUGGGCAUUCUGAAUGUGUAAGGUUCGUUAAGAAAUUUAAUUUGCCUUUAUUGGUUACUGGAGGUGGAGGGUACACAAAAGAGAAUGUGGCUCGUUGCUGGGCUGUUGAAACUGGUGCUCUUUUAGAUACAGAGCUUCCUAAUGAAAUACCGGAUAAUGAGUAUAUCAAAUAUUUCGCCCCAGACUAUUCAUUGAAGAUUCCAAAUGGCAACCUAGAAAAUUUAAAUAGCAAAUCUUAUCUUGGCACAAUCAAAAUGCAAGUCUUUGAAAAUCUUCGUUGCAUCCAACAUGCUCCAAGUGUACAAAUGCAAGAGGUUCCACCUGAUUUCUAUAUCCCAGAUUUUGAUGAAGAUGAGCAGAACCCAGAUGAACGAGUGGAUCAGCACACACAAGACAAGCAAAUCCAGCGAGAUGAUGAAUAUUAUGAAGGUGACAAUGACAAUGAUCAAAGCAUGGAUGAUGCAUGAAUUUUUCAUGUAUUAUUUAUUGAUCAGAGAAAUUUAUGAAAAAGAAUCAGAACAGAGAGAAACCCUCUCCCAAAUGCAAGAUGCGCUAGCCAAGUUGCUAUAUCUCCCAAGGAUACAGUUACACACUCUAGUGCAAGAAAAAAAAAAGGUCUUCCCUCCAAAUGCAAUAUGGAUAAUGUUUUCAGUGUUGUAUUUUAGUUUAAUUAUUUCCAUAUUUAUGUAAGGUAGAGUUUGGAUACCCAGGGAGAACAUGAAGCGUGGACCAUAUUCUUGACCACAACGAUCAGGGGAGGAUGAGUCAGGGAUCAACGUAACACUGUCUAAUUAGAUGAUCCUGGUUGAUUGGUCAUCAGUUUCUUGGAUUACGGUA
Molecule: messenger RNA, 1803 nt
Organism: Nelumbo nucifera (sacred lotus)
Lineage: Eukaryota; Viridiplantae; Streptophyta; Magnoliopsida; Proteales; Nelumbonaceae
Product: histone deacetylase 9
Biological process (GO): epigenetic regulation of gene expression
Cellular component (GO): nucleus
Molecular function (GO): histone deacetylase activity
Source: RefSeq, a predicted model, not a curated record